UCUUUCUUUCCUCACAAUCUCUCCUCCUUUGACAACAAUGGCGGACAAACCAAGCAGAGCGUUGGUAUUGUACGGAGACGGCUUGGCUCGAUUCGUCGAUCCGUCAAAAACCCACAUCCAUUCUCUCGCUUCCGUGGCUAGCUGUGGCUUUCUGAGCCUUCCUCAUGCUCCCCCAGAAACUGAGAACGAAAGGGUAGUUCGAGAAUUCUCCCAUUUGUUGGAUGCGUCAGAAGCUUAUAACGUAGCUAGUGGACUAAAACCAAAGGGAAAUGACAACGAAAUCCCAACUUUAGCUGAAAGGUUUAUGGGACUCAAGGCUGCUUUAGUAACAGACAGUUCUACUCUGAGUUCUUUCGGAAAAUUGAUUGGCUUAGAUGUAUUUCAAUUUAGCGAAAUAUCCCAAAAGAGUGACUCCAUUCCUUCUGAUGCUACAGCAUCUAAAUUACUAAGGCUGCUUGGAUUUGAAGGAGGAAACUGCUUGGAUGUGAGCCUAUACGACUCUGUUUUUGUGCAUAUCGGGGUUGAUGAAAACAACUUGGGAAUUAUCGACUCUUUGAUUGGUAGUAUUAUGAAAAUGGCUCAACCUGGUUCAGAGAUUGUACCACGCUUGCAUCUGUCUGUUGUUCUUAGCUAUGGUUCUGUCACAGACAAAGAUGCUGCAGUUUUUGCUGUCAAUACUCCACAACAAGACAUGAACCCGGCAUUGGCAGGACUUAUACCGCGUCAGAGCUACACCAUGCGAGGUGAAAAGACACGAGAUGAUGUUCGGCAAUACUGUCCUAUGUUGGUAGCUCAGUGGCAGCAUGCUGUGACCCGGAAAGACUUGGUUGAUACAUUAUCAUUUGAAGCUCUUAAAAAGCUCUGUGGAAAUCUUGUUAUACCGGCUGAUCGGUUCAUCCAUGAAGUUGCUUUCAAACUUUGGAAGGCCCCAAAAUAUGGAGCUUGAGCAAAAAUGGAAUUUCAGGUUCUUUAACUGUAAUAAUUGAAGUCUGGAUGAAUUCAUAUUCUUUCCUGUUGGGAGUUGAUUGUGGAUUGAUCUCAGAUUUGCUAACUUUACAUAAAAGGAAGAAACAAAAGCUGUGUUCAUUUUCUUCUAA
Molecule: messenger RNA, 1097 nt
Organism: Capsella rubella
Lineage: Eukaryota; Viridiplantae; Streptophyta; Magnoliopsida; Brassicales; Brassicaceae
Exons: 6
Coding region: 38-946 (302 amino acids)
Source: RefSeq, a predicted model, not a curated record